CAUGGAGCCAAUAUUAGGACAGUUGGCGUAAAGGGAAAAACAUUUAUCAAAUUCUGCAUCAUAAAACGUUUGCAUCGUUGUUGUGGAAAUGUUGUGUAUUAAUGGUUGCUGUUUUUAUGUAUUUUUGUUAUAUUUAUUUAGUAGUUUUAAGUGAAAUUUGUGUACUGAUGGGAAUUUAAAAAUGACGGAACUUUCAACUCGAAUAUUUUGCUACCAUUUUGAAAAAAAUUGCAACUCGCCAUGUCAGUCUUGCGCUUUAAAAAGCUAGUACGUUUUAAUAAAUCAAAAAGCUGUAAAAAGGGCGGGAAACUGUUCUUACUGACAUAUAAUUUCCAUUGUUAACACGAGUUAGCUAUUAACUUAAUCUCUGAAUGAGCUGCAGGCUCAUUAAACGAAUAAUUGAAAUAGCGUUGAGAAAUAUAGAAAGUUAAAGUACAAAUGUUUGUACCCGUCCCUUUUGAAACGACAUUAGAAUACACUAAUUAGCAAGUUUCAAAGAGAUAAUCAUCGCAAAUUGUGCUAAUUAACAAAUGUAUUUUAACAUAUUUAGCGCGCCAUUUAAAAAAUGUGCUUGCAUAAAUGUUGAGUGUUAAGUGUCAAAAGAUUUGUGACAAGUUUGAAAAUUUGAGAAAAGCAGAGAAAAUGAGUUGAUGGUUGAAAUGGUAUGGGAUAUCAAAGUUUUUGUUUAUGACAGAUUUUAUGUAAAGACUAGGUGAUGUUAACAUUUUUAAACCAAUCACAGGUGAAACAAACAUACACUGAAAGAAUAUACUAAACAAUCAUGAUGGAAAAGACAUUAACCAACUUUUACUUCUUCAUAUGGUUUAUUAUAACAGCACUGCUGACGAAAGAUAAAGUAAACGCAACCUGUCCGACUGGCUGCACCUGUAUCGCGCAAGAGAAAGCUAUACCUGCUUCAUACUGCGAUAACCAAAAACUGACCAGAGUUCCAAAAAAUAUUGCUAAAAACACUGAAAUUUUAUCACUACGACUUAAUAAUAUAAGAAAUAUAACCGACGGAGAUUUCGUUGGAUUGUAUCACUUGAAAAAACUUGAUCUUGUGUUUAAUGGACUUCACACUAUCUCUGACAACGCUUUUAAAGAUCUCCGGAAGCUGCAAAGCCUAAAUUUAGGCCACAAUGCCAUAAAAGGACUAUCGACAAAUAUUUUUCGAAAUUUAAUUUCGCUGGAAGAAUUAUUUAUUAACAAUAACUUAUUAAUUACGUUACCAAAGGAUAUAUUUAGAUUUUUGCCUAACUUAAAAAAAAUCUCAUUACAAUCGAAUCAAAUCAUGACUGACUCAAAUGAAGUUUUCUCGAACUUACACCAUCUAGAAAAGUUGAAUUUAGCGCAUAAUAAAAUUAAUGUCUUAACCAGCCGUAUGUUCGAAAAUUCGAGAGCUUUACGGUAUUUAUACUUAGACGACAACAAGUUGAAAAACAUUGACCCAAACGCCUUCAGAUCUCUAGACAAAUUAACUGAAGUUUAUUUGGAUAACAACGCUCUCCUCACAGUAAGUGAGAAUCUAUUGAAAAAUAAAUCAUAUCUUUCCCGAGUUAGCCUUUAUAACAAUCCAUUACAAUGCGAUUGUAAUCUUUUCUGGGUACACAAUGCGAUGGUGAAGAAACGACCAGCAUUCCAGCACGCAGAGCACAUGAUAUGUCAAUCACCACUUACACUUAAAGGAGAACAUAUCAGCUUAACCUGGAUCAAAAGUCCCGAAGGCUUUAAUUGCUACGGCUCGUGGAGUUCAUGGCUAGCUUGGAGUGAUUGCAGUAAACCUUGCUCAGGUGGAUUACGUUACCGAUCACGUGUUUGUAAUAAAAAUGUGGGUUCUUCUUGCAAGGGAGAUGAGAUGGAGUCACAAACGUGCAAUACAUUUCCGUGUUCAAACGGCAUUUUUACACAUUGGUCCGGAUGGAGUGUAUGUUCGGUAAGCUGCAACGAAGGAGCACGAAGGAGAGCGAGAAGAUGUAUCCAUCCUUACACAGGGACUGAAACAGCUUCUUGUGUUGGACCAUUAUCAGAAACUAAGUUUUGCAUGGAGAACCAAUGCGCAGUAGAUGGUUCAUGGAGCGAAUGGUCCUCGUGGUCGGGUUGUAACAAAACAUGUGGUUUUGGAAUGAGCAGUAGAACAAGGACAUGCACCAACCCUCCUCCUCGGUUUGGUGGUUUACUUUGCGAUGAUAGCCACAAGCAGAUGCAGAAUAGAGUGUGUAUAGCUGCCGUAUGUUCCCCACAUACAUCUUGGGGAUCUUGGUCAGAAUUUUCCAGGUGCUCUGUCAGCUGUGGAAAUGGACGAAAAGUACGUACACGAGAAUGCUUGAAUAAAUUCAACGAACCAAUCAAAAUCUCGAAUAUUUGUCCUGGUAGUCAAUUUGAUGUGCUUCCAUGUAAUGCAAGCUCGGUCUCGUGUAAGCAAGAUGGUAUCUGGAGCAGUUGGCUGCCAUGGAGUCGAUGCGACUCAUUUUCUUGCAGGCGAUAUCGCUCCCGAAUUUGUGAAAGUUCAACUUCAAAAUAUGGCAAAAAGUAAGUUACUCUUAGGACGAUUUCUUGAUGGGAUCCAAAAUAAGGAUAAAGUGUUUUAUAAAAAUUCGCGCUGAUUUUUAGAGAGUGCGUAGGU
Messenger RNA from Hydractinia symbiolongicarpus, 2623 nucleotides. RefSeq names its product thrombospondin-1-like. The transcript is spliced from 3 exons. Bases 782 to 2533 code for a protein of 583 amino acids. NCBI's taxonomy places the organism in Eukaryota, Metazoa, Cnidaria, Hydrozoa, Anthoathecata, Hydractiniidae. Gene Ontology annotation, molecular function: protein binding. The record is from RefSeq and is a predicted model, not a curated record.